This is a messenger RNA of Penicillium malachiteum, 1623 nucleotides long. RefSeq lists its product as uncharacterized. The transcript is spliced from 2 exons. NCBI's taxonomy places the organism in Eukaryota, Fungi, Ascomycota, Eurotiomycetes, Eurotiales, Aspergillaceae. The record is from RefSeq and is a predicted model, not a curated record. The coding region runs from base 1 to 1623 and encodes 540 amino acids.
AUGACUAGCAAUCACGAAGUUACGCUUCCUGUCCUUGGCGGCUAUACUACCUUCGAAAAUGCUAUGAAUCAGGAGAAAAACAUGCUCCAUGAGUUUGACCGUGCGAGGAAUAUGGACAAUUUGUUGACAUCAUUUGAAGACAAUCGCAGAGAAAUUGAGAAGACUGCCGCAUACCAUCUGCGUCUAUCUUCAUCGAUGACCUGCAAGCUUGCACCUUCAAAAGAAUGGCUCAAUGGGAGUUUCAAUGUUUGCAUGCCAGUCUAUGUCAAAGGACCAGAUGGAAUCCCCGAGCCCGAAUCGCAUGCGAUUAUUAGAUUCCCCAUGCCUUUUGAGUUAGGAGAACCCGGGUACCCUGGCAAUGUCAAUGAAAAGCUUCGUUGCGAGGUGGCAACUUUCAUAUGGAUACGAGAGAAUUGUCCUGAUGUCCCGAUUCCUCAUCUAUUGGGGUUUGGACUUGUUGGUGGUCAGUCGUUCACGACGCCUGAAAAUGUCCCAUUCAUAACCAGAAUGUGUUGGUAUCUCAAAAGAUACAUUUGGUGGCUCUGUCGCUAUCCUCUUCCUUGCAAUUUUGUCCCUCAUGGUCGAUCAACUAUGCUAGAGACCGGAUACCUAGUGAUGGAGAAUGUUGGCAGCUCAGAGGUGAAAGAGCUAUUGGAAACGUGGUCCAAAGAGCAUCAUAAUCAAGAAAAAAGAACCAAUCUCUUCCGCGGCUUAUCUCAGAUUAUCCUCUCUUUAAGCCAGAUACCACUUCCCCGGAUAGGAUCAUUCACUCUGGACUCGGACGGAGUUUUGCGACUCUCCAACCGCCCACUGACGCUUCGAGUUCAUGCUCUAGAAAGCGAUGGUAUCCCCACCAAUAUCAGUCGCACAAUGACUUACCCAGCAUCAGACGGGUAUUAUAAUGAUAUUCUAGCAUAUCAUGACAAUCGCAUUAUACACCAACGAAACUCUAUUUACGGCAAGCGUGAUGCCCGAGUACAAGUGGCAAGACUGACUAUGAUGCGAGCUGUCUUGCAUUCUUUCAUCAAUCGUGAUCUUCGAGAUGGACCCUUCUUAUUCAGACUUACAGAUCUCCGUCCGAGUAACAUCUUUGUGGACAGUGACUGGAAUAUCAAAUUUAUUAUUGACCUCGAAUGGGCAUGUUCACUCCCGGCUGAGAUGUUACGUGUGCCAUUCUGGGUGAGUGCCCGCUCUUUGGACGGCGUAUACGACGAGCACAUCUCUCUUUUCAACGAGAGAUAUCAGGAGUUCUUGGAUAUUCUCGAGGAAGAGGAGAAAUUGCGACCGCCGAUAAAUGGUGUCAGCUCAUUCCGUGCCGAUCUCAUGCGGACAGGGUUUCGAACUGGGAAUAAUUGGUAUUUUGAAGCACUGGAAAGGCCCAGCGUGCUGUUCAAUAUGUUUGAGCAGCAUAUUCAUCCAAUAUUUGUACCGGAGCAGGGUAUAUCCUCAGGAUUUGGACGGCUCAUCUCAAGGUAUUGGUCUCCUGAUACAUGGGAAUUUAUUGCCAAGAAGCUGGAGGAUCAACGAAAAUACGAAAGAGAAUUGUGUCAGCAGUUUGGGAGAUAUGUUGAACCGCUUGAAGAGACUCGGAGUUCGCAUGUUAGAAAUCGGUCCAGCGCAUAG